CCGGUGAGAUGCUUUCUGUUUAUGUUGUGAGCACUAUUGCGCUGCAGUUUCUGUGGCCUACACUACACCCUGUGGAAUGCAUAACAAGAACAUAUUAUAUUGGCAUAGUGGAGGAAGCUUGGGAUUAUGCACCGUCAGGCAAAAAUCUCAUUACAGAUCAGAAUAUAACAGAUGACCACAAUUCAGCAACAUUUUUGGAAAGAAGCACAAACAGAAUAGGAAGUGUAUAUAAAAAAGCAAUAUACAAACAAUUCUCCAAUGGGGCGUAUACCGAAGAAAUAGCGAAACCAGCUUGGCUUGGUUUUCUUGGACCAAUCAUAAAGGCAGAAGUUGAAGAUAAAAUUGUUGUGCAUUUAAAGAACUUUGCAUCCAGACCCUACACACUCCAUCCCCACGGCGUCUUCUAUAAAAAGGAUUCCGAAGGGGCCUUUUAUCCAGACGGGACUAAGAAUGGUGAUAAAAAGGAUGACUCUGUUGCUCCUGGCGGCCAUCAUACCUACACGUGGAUAGUGAAACCGGAAUAUGCCCCCACUUCAGAGGACCCAAACUGCCUCACCUGGAUUUACCACUCCCAUACUGAUGCACCCAAAGAUAUUGCAAGCGGAUUAAUUGGAGCAUUACUAACUUGUAAAAAAGGGACCCUGAACAGCUUUUCAAACCGAAAGGAUGUUGAUAAGGACUUUGUGGUAAUGUUCAGUGUUGUGGAUGAAAAUAUGAGCUGGUACCUUGACACAAACAUCCACAGUUAUUGCUCGAAACCGGACACAGUAGAUAUAGAGGAUGAGGACUUCCAGGAAAGCAACAAAAUGCACGCUGUCAACGGCUACCUUUUUGGAAAUUUACCUGCUCUCGACAUGUGUCUCGGAGAUUCAGUGUCCUGGCAUUUGUUUGGAAUGGGUAAUGAAGUCGACGUCCACUCGGCAUAUUUUUACGGUCACACAAUCACUAACCAAGGGCACAGAGCUGAUGUUAUUAGUCUAUUUCCUGCAACAUUUGUCACCGUGGAAAUGAAACCCUCAACUGUUGGAACUUGGAUGUUAAGUUGUCAAGUGAACGACCACAUACAAGCUGGAAUGAUGGCAUUUUUUAACAUUGGAACAUGUGGAAAAACCUUAACAUCACACAUGGGAGGAAGUGUAAGAAAAUACUUUAUUGCUGCUGAAAUGACUUUAUGGGAUUAUGCACCAACGGGUCAUAAUGCAUUCACCGGUGAUCUGUUAAAUGACUCAGACAGUUCUGCAAUAUUUUUUACAAAGCAAAUUGACAGAAUAGGAGGUACAUAUUGGAAAGUUCAUUAUACCCAGUACACUGAUGAAACCUUUAAUGUCCAGAUACAUGCUUCUGAAGCUGAAAAGCAUCUUGGAAUCCUUGGACCAGUCAUAAAAGCAGAAGUAGGAGAUACAAUCGUGAUUGUUUUUACUAACAAAGCAGAUCGUGACUACAGUAUCAUGCCUCAUGGAGUGUCUUUCAACAAGGAUUCUGAAGGCGCAGGAUAUGCAGAUGGUUUUGAGAAAGGCGGAUCUCAUGUAGGCCCCGGGCAGAGCUUCAGGUACACUUGGAAAGUUACUGAAAAUGAAGGACCUACAAACAGUGAUCCAAAUUGUCUCACUUACCUGUACUAUUCAGCUUCUGAUCCAGUCAUGGAUACCAACUCUGGUCUAGUAGGACCUCUUCUAGUCUGCAAAAAGGGAUCGCUCAAUCCUGAUAACACACAGAUACAAGUUGAUAAAGAGUUCUAUCUAUUGUUCACAGUCUUUGAUGAGAAUUUGAGUUGGUACCUUGAGAAAAAUAUUAAUAUGAUUUCUGAGAAUCCUGAAACCAUUGACAAAGAAGAUGAAGAUUUCAUGGAAUCAAACAAAAUGCAUGCUGUAAACGGCUUCAUGUACGGUAAUUUGCCAGGCUUGGAUUUGUGCAGAUUGGACAACGUAUCUUGGCAUCUACUUGGACUUGGCACAGAGAUAGAUAUACAUGGAGUUUAUUUUGAAGGAAAUACACUUCAUUUAGGAGGACUGACAAGGGACACCAUUAGCCUCUUUCCUCAUACGACAAUAACUGCAUACAUGCAGCCAGAUACAGUUGGUAGAUUUGAAGUGAGUUGCCGAACAACUGAUCACAAUAUAGGUGGCAUGAAACAGCUGUAUAAGGUAUCUGAAUGCUCUGAUUCUUCACCCCCGGAGACUCAGUAUGGCGUUGUAAGAAGCUACUUUAUUGCAGCUGAAGAGAUGGAAUGGGAUUAUUCACCUGAUAGGACAUGGGAACUUGAAAAGCAUGACGCAGUGGGUCAGGAACAUGACAGCCCUGGGCAUAUUUUUGUAAAUACUGAAGAAGACCGUAUUGGCUCCAAAUAUAAGAAAGUGAUUUACAGGGAAUAUACAGAUGGACAAUUUUCAGAGUUAAAACAAAGAACACAGGAGGAAGAGCACCUAGAAAUAUUAGGCCCAUUCAUUCGUGCAGAAGUUGGAGACAGCAUUGUGAUUGUAUUUAAGAAUAAAGCCACACGACCAUAUUCAGUACAUGCUCAUGGUGUUGUGCAGGUAUCUCGGAGUAAUGAAAAAUUAACAACACAUCCUGGUGGCACGAACAUCUAUAGAUGGAAUGUCCCUGAGAGAUCUGGACCUGGACCAAAUGACCCGGAUUGUCUAACUUGGGCUUAUUAUUCAACAGAAGAUGUUAUCAUGGAUCUCUACAGUGGACUGGUGGGACCAUUAGUAACGUGUAGAAAAGGAGUUCUGGACCCUGAAGGGAGAAGAAAAGAUGUCGCUCGUGAAUUUGCUCUUUUGUUUUUAGUGUUUGAUGAAAACCAAUCCUGGUACUUAGAAGAUAACAUCCAACAUUAUAUUCACAAAGAUCCCAGUGAGGUUAACCGCACAGAGGAAUUUGAAGAAAGCAAUAAAAUGCAUGCAAUUAAUGGGAAGAUCUAUGGAAAUCUUCAUGGGCUGACAAUGGCUGAAGGUGAAAAGACUAACUGGUACUUGAUUGGUCUUGGAAAUGAAAUCGAUAUGCACACCGUGCACUUCCAUGCUCAGAGCUUUACCUAUAAGAAUGACAAAGAACACCGAGCUGAUGUGUACGACCUGUUUCCUGGGACAUUUCAGACCAUAGAACUAGUGGCUGGUAACCCUGGAAUGUGGCUUUUGCAUUGCCAUGUAGCAGAUCACAUACAUGCUGGCAUGGAAACAACGUUUACAGUAAAAGAAAGAUCAGAGCCAGAUAAUGUUCCGCCAGCUGGCUACCCUACUGGAAUACCGUUCCUGGGGAAGGAUCUCUCUGGCAGGGAAGCAUACAUAGCCCUAAUAUCUCUUUUAGCAAUUGGCCUUGUUUUACUAGCGCUGCUAUUGAUACUAUUGACUGUUCUUAGUUGUGCAAGAAAAAGGAUGUACUACAGCACAAUUCAGAACGGAUCACUUCCAAUUAAUAAUCUAUGAAUACAAUGUGAUGUCCGAUGGCACAGAAAAUAAUAAGCCGAUGGACUUGCACUGUAAUAUUUUAGUUCUGUUAUGUUUACAACCUCAGAAUUGCAUUUUAUGAACUGUACAUGUGAUUGUUAAAACUAAUGUUUAUUUACACUGGACACUUUAUAAAUAUAUUGUGUUAUGUUUCUGGUGUUUAAGGGAUCCUGCCACCAUAUUAA
This is a messenger RNA of Bombina bombina (fire-bellied toad), 3631 nucleotides long. RefSeq names its product hephaestin like 1 (gene HEPHL1). NCBI's taxonomy places the organism in Eukaryota, Metazoa, Chordata, Amphibia, Anura, Bombinatoridae. Gene Ontology annotation, molecular function: ferroxidase activity; copper ion binding. Gene Ontology annotation, biological process: iron ion transport. The transcript has 20 exons. Gene Ontology annotation, cellular component: plasma membrane. The record is from RefSeq and is a predicted model, not a curated record. The coding region runs from base 9 to 3425 and encodes 1138 amino acids.